UAUUCGCACAGUUCGGGAAGGAAGAACAUGAGCUAAGUGCACGCUAGGUCUUUGAUGGGAUAGGCUAUUGCCUCUAUUCUGGGUUUGUUUUUCUCCUAAUAGCCUAAUAUAAUGCUAAGAAUAGAAGAUAAUUCCUUGGAAUGAGAUGGAGAUGCACUUAUCGAAUGCGACCGGUCACAUUUGUUCGGGUUUAACACAAACUAGCCUAAUCGAAAAUUGAAAUAGGUGGCAUAUGGGUAGGCCUACUUUUGUCUUCUGAAAAGGGUAAGCGACAUUGUAAUUAGGAUGAAAUGGCAACGAAAUACCAGCAUGAAAUACACUUGAGAAAAUGUGACAGUUAGACUGAAUAUAGCCUAUUCCAAAUAUCAAAACGUGUGCAUAUAAGAAAUAAUUGAAGACAUCGGUUGUCCUACCUUGACAUGAAGAGGAUUCACUUUUGAAUUAGAGAUCCACUUGUACCAGGGGAUAUGGCACUCCAACCGUUUUUACCAAACACUGCUUCGGAUUUCACCCUCGACGCAAUGCUGUCCCGACAACCUCCGUUUUUUCCUGCCAUUGCAUUAACUUCCCACGGGUCUCUUCACUUGCCUGUUGCGCAAAGGCAUCCCAUGCUGGAUCCGGUCAAUGCUGAAACGAUCCUCCGCAAAGCCUCGCUGGAACCGCUUAAUGCAACCCAGUCUGCCAAGCUCAGUCCUCCUAAAACGCUGGAGACGGUAGCCACGGAGGAUGAUCCAAAAGUUCACUUGGAUGCAAGGCACCUUUGGACACAAUUCCACAAAUUCGGCACUGAAAUGGUCAUAACAAAAUCAGGAAGGCGCAUGUUUCCACCGUUCAAAGCAAGAUGUACUGGCUUGAACCAAAGGGCAAAAUAUAUUUUGCUCAUGGACAUUGUGGCGGCCGACGACUUCAGGUACAAGUUUCACAACUCCCGUUGGAUGGUGUCAGGAAAGGCAGAUCCUGAGAUGCCAAAGAGGAUGUACAUACACCCAGACAGUCCCGCUUCUGGCGAGCAAUGGAUGUCAAAAGUGGUCAAUUUUCACAAACUAAAAUUGACAAACAACAUCUCGGACAAGCAUGGGUUUACGAUUCUUAACUCAAUGCACAAAUACCAGCCCAGGUUUCACGUUGUGAGGGCCAAUGACAUCCUCAAACUACCUUAUAGCACGUUCAUGACCUAUGUCUUUUCUGAGACAGAAUUCAUUGCUGUAACUGCAUAUCAAAACGAUAAGAUCACACAAAUGAAAAUUGAUAACAAUCCUUUCGCCAAAGGAUUCCGUGACACUGGCAAUGGCAGAAGAGAAAAAAAGAAACAAUUGGGGAUAAAUAUACAAAAGUUCAGUGAAACCUCUGGUGACUCUUUGGAUGAGGCUCCACUGAAAAGCGCAGGAAAUGCAAAAUCAACCGAGGGCUGCCAAAGUGACAACGAAAGCGGUCAAGAAAGCAAACAUUGGAAUAAUGUUGGACAAGACUUGCGAAAAAUCUCAACCACCACAGAGGAACUGAAACCUGAGUCAAAUGUUACCACAUUCCACGACAAAACGGACAGGGCUUCAACGAACUCACUUAGGACCGAAACAGACUCAGAGGAUCCAAAACAGGACCAUAUAAACUCCAUAACUGGUGGUAUGACACGUUGCUUUGGAGCAGAGGAUCCGAGGGCAACAGAACACUUCCAGCCUUUAACCGUGGAAACGGACCAACGCGCUCACAUCACAGGCCUAGGACGCAACAAUGUUUCACACUGCUAUUCUUAUCCACCGGAUUGGACAAGAUAUAUUCUCAACCCCUUGGGUGUCGCUCACCGUCUCCUACACAAUGCCCAAGUCAACAUGCAGGGAGAAACUUUAUCCAGUGUAGCAGCAACAGCAAUGGGGCACAUGCUGAUGGCUGUGUCAUCUGACGGAGUGUGCACCAUGGGAACGGCUGGUAUCCCAGUAUCUUCUGUACAAAGAGUGUCAGGAACGUCAGGAUUACCCUUGAACUUUCAGCAGCAUGCUAUGGCAUCGCAGGGCCUCACGGUUUCUCCUUUUGGUGCUAUUUUCCCCUAUCCCUACUCCUAUUUGGCCGCAACGGCUGCUCUCUCCACCACAGCAUCAACCCCAGUGCAUCGCCGCCAAGUGCGCCCCCCUACCCGGUUUAGACCAUACUCCAUUCCCAAUAGCGUAGGCCUACCAGACAACUGUUCGACGCCCCCGACAUCUAUUCACCUUAUGACUGAUAGAGACGUGAAUUGUCACACUAUUGCAAAUAGUCCGAUUGCUGCUCCAUUGGACUGUAGGCCUAUGUCAGAGGUAAACAGCGAUUCCUCGCUACAGGGUUCUGGUGCGUCAGCGGCAAAACGCUUGUCCAACAAGGAUUGCAUGGAUCAGCUUCAAUGUAUACAAGAGUUGGUCAGGGGUAUAGACUCCUAUCAAGACAGAGACUCAUAUUCCUAGGUCAUAAAUCUAACAAACUGAUUCAAAUUGAGCAAUUUUUUUUCAUAGCCUGAUGAAUGAAGAUUGAGGUGUUUGCUAUCAUACCAAACGGCAUUUUAACAUUUCUAAUGCGGAAUGUAUACAUAAUAGAUAACAUUGUUUGAGUCUGUGAAUUAUGGUUGCGCUUGUGUGUUGAUGAUACUGUAAUUUGUUCACUGAUGGCACUGAAGUUUAUUUGCAAUAAAUCCCCAAUGUUUUUAUAUAUCACUCAGCCCAGCCCAGCCAUGCAAUGAACCGCUAUAAACCACUGUAUUUUACAACCAAAGCACGUGUGUUGUUCAAAUAUGAUUUAUUUCGUGUUCUUGACAAAAUAGUUAAGGAAAUUUUGAAAAUUCGUUUUAUAUAACCAUUAAUUUUUUUAUGGAGGAAUGUUUUUGCUGACUUGUUAAACAUUGAAAAGUCAAUGGCGUGGCUUCGGUCAGUUAAUCAAUAUCAUUUGCAGUUUCAGUAAGAUAGUGUCAACAUAACUAUUUCAUGUCGUGAUGUGUGUUUUGUCCAAUAAAAAUAAAAAAACGUUAAAAAAAUCUUUAAUCCCAGCCCC
Salvelinus sp. IW2-2015 is the source of this 3015-nucleotide messenger RNA. RefSeq names its product T-box transcription factor TBX3-like. The record is from RefSeq and is a predicted model, not a curated record. NCBI's taxonomy places the organism in Eukaryota, Metazoa, Chordata, Actinopteri, Salmoniformes, Salmonidae. Gene Ontology annotation, molecular function: RNA polymerase II cis-regulatory region sequence-specific DNA binding; DNA-binding transcription factor activity, RNA polymerase II-specific. Gene Ontology annotation, biological process: positive regulation of DNA-templated transcription; regulation of transcription by RNA polymerase II; cell fate specification. Gene Ontology annotation, cellular component: nucleus.